AUGAUUAUGUACAGACCUAAGCUUCUAUUUACCCGAAUAGUUGGACGCCGCUUCCUAACGCUCCAAACUCUUGAUACACCAUCAGAAAAUGCGUUGAAAUUUAUUGCCAAAGAUGCAAGAUUUCUUCCAGAAGGUCUAUCCCAAGCCAUUGACAUUGAGACUAUUGGUGAAGCAAAUGAUAUUUCACCACUUGCAUCAUCUUUGUACAAGAUCAACGGUGUCAAGUCCAUUAUGGUUGGGCCGGACUUUAUUACAGUGAACAAGGUUGAUGAUUCACUUUCGAAUAAUCCAGAAUUACAUUGGAAUUGCUUAAAACCUAAGAUACAGCAAGCAAUUUGUGAGUUUGCCGACUCUAAAAAACCAUUUAUCAAUUCCAACUGGAUGGAAAACUAUCAAAAACAGCUGGAUGCAAUCAAUGAAAAUGACGAUGACAUUGUCUUUGAAAUAAAGGAAUUAUUAAAUACGAGAAUCCGUCCAGCAUUACAGGACGACGGUGGUGAUGUUCACUUUAGAUCAUUUGACGAGUCUACAGGUACAGUAUAUGUGAAACUCAGGGGAGCAUGUAAGUCUUGCUCCCUAAGUGAAGACACCCUUAAAUCUGGUAUUGAGUCAAUGCUACAACACUAUGUUCCAGAAGUGGAGCACGUCAAGGCCGUUCUUGACCCCGAGGAAGAAAUUGCCAUUGCGGAGUUUGAGAAAUUGGAAAAUAAACUGAAACAAGAAAAGGCUUCCAGCAAGUAA
Pichia kudriavzevii is the source of this 741-nucleotide messenger RNA. RefSeq lists its product as uncharacterized. The coding region runs from base 1 to 741 and encodes 246 amino acids. The record is from RefSeq and is a predicted model, not a curated record. Gene Ontology annotation, molecular function: iron ion binding; iron-sulfur cluster binding. NCBI's taxonomy places the organism in Eukaryota, Fungi, Ascomycota, Pichiomycetes, Pichiales, Pichiaceae. The transcript has a single exon. Gene Ontology annotation, biological process: iron-sulfur cluster assembly. Gene Ontology annotation, cellular component: mitochondrion.